CGCACCGCCCCAUCGUUCCUUGUCCGUGAGCUGUGCGCCUGUGCGUUGUCGCUAUGUUCAGACUGGGGUAUCUUUACGACGAUAUUCGUUAGUAUUCGUUCUUCCGUUUCCGAGAGACGUGAAUAAGAGGAGGCUAAACGGGGCGUGUAGUGGGUGUAUGCACACGUGCGAUGAGGUCGCACUAGUUUCCACGAUCCAUCAAGAGAAAUCGUAUCGCGUCGUCCUUAGGUCGAGUUUGGCGAUUGAUUCGCUCGCGUGUGUAUCGCUGAACGCUGAACGCCGUGCUUCACGCUGCACGCUGCACGCUGAUCGUCGUGCCUCUGUUGCCGUUGAUUCUUCGUGUAUCGACCAAUGCAGGCUAACAUAGUUAACAAUCGCUACUUAUUAUAGACAUAGUGUAUGCGCGGGCGCAUACUGCAGCUCGGUGGCGCGCGUUGUGCGGCACGUGCAUAUGUGUGGCUUUGUGCUUGUGCAUACGACGCGCGAACAAAGACGAGUGAGAAAGCCGUGUGUUUCCGGGUGUGACUGGUUUCUCACUGGUUCUACUGCGAUCAUUCAUGCACUCAAAUAAGCAGAUACGCAUAGUGACGCUUCUCGAUCGAUUCUGACCGAGUUUGUCUCUGACGGACGAAUUAUCGGAGUGUGAGUCCUCGUUGAUCGCGAUUACGUGGGUCAGACUUGGCAUUCUGUCUCUGUUUGUCGUGUUCCGAUUAUUGGUUAAACUAAUAUCGCUAGUAUUUGUGUAGGCACGACAAGCCACGGUAUCUUCCGGCGAGGUAACACGUGCUCGUUAGGUGUACUUCCAAGUUAGGUGGGUCCCGUUGUGCAAAGUGGGUGGAGGCUGCAUCGCGAGUCUGCCUUCCCGUUAUCAGCGACGCCAGGGUGUGAGUGAGGAGCGUCACGGGGAACAGCGGGAGUAUCCCCUCUAGAACAAGUCCUUUUCUGUAGCUAUAGACAACAUACUUACAUUUAUGUUAUGGAGCCUGAGCACAGUGGUACUUGACGUGAAAUGUCAUCAGAUAUAUUGUUAUAAAUUGUGUGCACUGUAAAAUAUUAUCAGUCAUCAUGAAACGAAGCAUAGAUGGGAGGAAUAUUGCACAAGAUGAAAUUGAAGAGCAGGAUCCUUUGCAAACAUCGUUGACGCAACACGAUGAAGCAGAUGCGCAACAAUUAGAGCAACAACAGCAGCAAACUGCCCAGCCACAAAUUCGUUUUUUAAGUGCAAAUGUGUUGCAGCAAUUGCAACAACAGCAAGAUGUUCAACAACAGGCGCAACAGCAGCAGCAACAACAACCGCAAGUUAUCACUCUACAGCAGCUGCAGAAUUUUGUGCCUUUACAAACUCAACAAACACAACACGAUCAACAGAGAGCACAAACAAUUUCUGUCCAGUCACUGCCCCAUCAAUUCUUGCAGGGUGCCCAGAUUAUUAGUGCUCAGACACAGGCUAUUCAACAACAGCAGCAACAAAAUCAACAACAACCACAGCAGCAGCAGACUCAACCGCAGCAGCAACAACAACCGCAGCAGCAGCUUAGUUAUAGUGUAAUUCCACAAAUGCAAACUGUUAAUAUAGAUGGACAAGAGGCUCUAUUUAUUCCGUCCUCCGCAAUAUCCGCGGCGGGCAAUCAUCAUCAAACGCAACCGACGAUGCAAUUUGCAACGUCAACAAAUGGUCAACAAGUGCAGCUAGGUAGCCAACAGGUGCAAUUAGCUAAUGGUCAGACUAUUAUUACACCGCAACCUGUUAGCCUGAUAAGAGCACCCAAUGUCUUUCCUACUUCGAUUAUACAGAAUAUCACAGGACAGACGGUGCAAUUACCAACAGGUCAAAGUGUACAAGUAAGACCACUUCAGUUUCCUAUGCAACAUGUUCAACAAACUGUGCCUGUGCAAGUACCAGUCACUGCCAGUAACGGCCAAACCGUUUUUCAGACUGUACACUUUCCUGUUCAAGCCUUGUCAAAUGUUUUUAAUAUGCCUACGACACAAAUGAUACCUCAAAUCACACAAAUACCUCAAGUAGCAUCAAUAAUCUCUCCGAAUGGUCAUAUUCAGCAAGUGCAAAUCGCUAAUCUGCCACAGCUGCAGAAUCUUCAGGCGCAGCAACAAGUUGUUCAACAGCAAACCCAGCAACAGGUAGUGCAGUCGGUUCAACAACAGCAACAACAGCAAGUCGCUCAAGCGCAGCAGCAACAACAACAGGUACAAGUGGUGCAACAAGUGAUACAACAGCAGCAGCAAUCGCAGUCACAAACACAACAGCAGCAAACGCAGCAACAGCAGCAGAUACAACAAUCUUCCACACCAUCAUCGACUGUAGCAACUUGGAGCACAACAGUUGCAACUCCUAGCAACGUGCAGGUACUUGGUAUAAGCGCGUUAGGAAGAACUGUAACAGGAAAUGGUAAUGUAAUCACCACAAAAGAUGGUCAAAAAAUUGAUGUGCAGGCGUUAUCGACUUUAACAAGAGCACCCGACACGGUCGAGGGCGAUAUUAAAGUAACCAGUAUCGACGCUAGUCAAUUAGCCAGUGGACAAGUAAUACAUAUCCCUGCUGCACAGUCGACCCAACCUACAGUGCAACCUAUUACAAUUACGGGAGCGCAAGGGCAGCAAUUGACGCUCAUUCCCGCAUCCGCGCUAGCAAAUUUAACUGCACAACAAAACAACGUGGUGAGGAGCGUGAACAAUGGAAGCAUAAUGCAAAUUCAGCCGGCUACUGGGAUGAAUACGACGAAUGGUUUCCUACAAUCGAUACCUGUGCAAAAUAUCCCUGGCUUAGGCAAUGUGCAAGUAAUACCAGCGAGUGCAUUGCAACCCGCUACGGUGCAAACGUUACCUGCCACAGCUACUACGCCUAUCGUUACUACGCCAACGGUGCAACUUGAUUCAAGUGAUCCUACAAAGUGGCAGAUCCUACAGACGCUUCAAUCGAAUGGGACUUUAACGACAACCACUCCCAUACCCCAACAACAACAACAACAAGUAUCGAACACGUCCAAUCCCAAUGGUGAAGGUGAUACUACCAAACAACACCGUAGGAGAGUUGCGUGCACGUGUCCCAAUUGCGGUGAAGGAGACAGAAACCGAGAUAUAACCAGAAAGCGGCAACAUAUAUGUCACAUCGCUGGAUGUAAUAAAGUUUACGGAAAAACGAGUCAUUUACGCGCUCAUUUACGCUGGCACACUGGCGAACGACCAUUUGUUUGCACCUGGGUAUUUUGCGGUAAAAAGUUCACCAGAUCCGACGAACUACAAAGGCAUCGUAGAACGCACACUGGCGAGAAGCGUUUCCAGUGUACGGAGUGUUCGAAGAAAUUCAUGCGAUCGGAUCACUUAACAAAACAUGUUAAAACACACACAAAGCUUCGAAGUACGGAAGCUGCUACUUCUACACAAGAAGGAUCUUCCGACAGUCAGUCUUCCACUGAGCAAAAAAUCAUUAUAGCUCUACAAAAGGAAACAGAACAGUCUGAUCUCGCUAUUCAGGAACAAAUUGAGAAUAUGAAGAACGAGUCAACGAAUCACGUAACAAAUGAAUAAAAAGUUUUUGUACAUAACGUCAUGGGACAAGAGAUAUAGAUUACUUUUAGUGAAGACUACUAGUAAUAAUUAUUGUACUAAUAAUUGUUACUAUUAGUAAUGACAGUUAAUAUGAUUGUAAUACAAGCGGAAUUAUAACUCUGUUUAUCUCGAGACAAUUUUUUUUAACGGGAAAUUGGACUGUUGAAGGAAGAACAGAGAAUUACUCUUUAGGAUUAAAACUUAUCGAUUAAGUGAUAUUUAGUAAGAUUUCAGUUUCUGAUAAUAUUAGUAAAAAUUAAUAUUAUUACGACUUUGCGUGCGUUAAAUUUAAAUUAGCGUUAGUUGUCUGAGUGAAAGAUUCGAAUAUUCGAUGUAAACAUCGCGAGUUCACAGAGAUAAUCGUAAGGCCUGUUUUUUUUUUAGUUAAGGUUGCACUUUUUGUCUUUAGAAUGAAAUUAUUAGUAUAACGACAUUGAAGCGAAAAAGAACAAAGUUCCAGUGCAGCACUAAUGCAGCUAAAAAAACAGGCCUAUUGUUUAUAAUGUACAAUCUAUUUUUUUACUACAUAUAUGCGUGCAUGAGCGCGCGUAUGUAUGUAUGCUGUAUGUAUGUAUAUAUUUGUGUGUAUAUAUAUAUAAUGUAUAUCAAUGUAUAAAAUUUUGCACAAGAAAAUUUUACAAUUCUGAAAAUUUUUUGAUAUCUUAGUAGAGACAGUAGCUAGAGAUAUAUUCAGCUUUUAUUUUAUCGGAUUAUUUUAAAUCGAGUAACCGUUGCGCAUAAUGCGCUACAUGAACGCAAAGUUUAAAACAGUUUUGCCUCCUUUGACAAUUGUAGUAUUUAUGUACAUACACAACAUAAGAAAUAAUUUUGAGUACUCGUAAGGGAACAUUCGCGAUGUCCACGUUAGAUUGUGAUGAAACUGUAAUAACUUGUAAAAUAAUCAAAAUUAAGAGAUAUACGUAUUUUUUUAUCGACUGAAACGCAAGUUUAGAAGAUGAAACUCUCUAAAAGUUUUAUCCCUUUUGUGUUAGAGUCGUUAGUUGCAAGUCUCAAGGUCGCAAGAAAAUUGACCAAUCACAGUCAAUUCUUCUCUGGUCGUAAGAAAAACGAUUGACUUGCGAUUUACAAUUAAUGUAGUACCGGUCUUAAGUUACUAUUGGAAAUUUAAAAAAUUUUUUAGGUCAAUAUUUUAUUGUUUCUUUUUAAUAUAUAACGUGGUUUUAUAUAUUAACAAAUAUUAUUUUUAAAGAUUAAUAAAACUGUUAGCUUUAAAUUUAAAUAUAUAAAAAUCAUAAUAAAAAGAGUAAGAUAUCUUUAUUCUGAAUUCAUGUACAUAUCUAUAUUUAUAUGUAAAUUAUAUGUAUGUAAUAUAGAUAUAUCGUGGAUGCAUUUCUGCGAGUUGCACAAUUUUUCGUAACAUGUGCAAACGUUCUACUAUUGUGUCAUUAUGCGAUUCCCAACAAUUAUCAAAAUAAUAUAAAAAGAGGGAUGUAGCAUUGAGAGGUAGUUUCAUCCAUUAAAUUUGCAUCCAUUCUAUUUUGGUUUAAUGGCAUUUCAUGGAUAAUUAAAAUAUAAAAUAAAUGAAGAUGUAAUAAAUAAAGAUGCGCUCGAUUUCUGGGCGAUGGCCCUUGGGGAUAGAUGCGUUAUUACGAGCCAAAGAGAUGAUGUGCUUAUUUACAUCCUUCUACACUCAAAAGAAUCUAUGCACUCCAGUGUACAUUAAACAAAAAAUAUUGAUAAUGUUUCACACUUAAAACUUUCGUCUACAAGCUCUUUACUCCAAUAUUUUAAAGUCUCUUUCAAAAUAAAUGAUUUAUUAUUCGGGAUGAAACAACGACGUUCAAUAGCAUAAUACGUUAUUUCUUCUGUUGUGUAAACGCGCUCUGGCAGAGGGUUGUCCAUCGCGUGACAUAGAUAACGCGGAAACAUUUCUUUGUUUUUAUUUGUAUACAUGACAGUUAUUGGCCGAAAAAUUUAGGUAACUAUAUGUAAACAUCUAAAUGCUACUCACAUCUUUUUACGUUACAUUCUAUCUCAUGUUUACAAUAUAAACGUUAACUUCGUCGACUGCUGCAAACUACACAUUGUGGUUGUAAGGAUUUACGUUUACGAGUGUGUGCUUGUCCUCUUAUAUCCUUUUGCUAUAGAAAUAUGUGUAGAUACCUUGCGUAUCUCUAUUUAUUUCUAUCGCAUUAUGCGCAUUUUUAUCAUAAAUAUUAGUUUUCAAGAAAAAGAAAACCGAGAAAUAGUGCAUCAAGCAGUUUAUAUGUUUUGAAGAAAACUUUAUAUUUCUAAAAAACUGCUCGAAAUUGAAAAACAAAAUUGCUCGUCGCGUAUCUGGAUGUUUAUUCGUCGAGACUCAGAAACUGCUGAAGUAUAUAUACAUAUCUUAGUACAGUCACUUCACCGGACCAAACUUAAAGAUAGAAAAUAAUUACGAUCUAAAAUAUUCUUUUUGUAUACUUUUUACAAUUUUAGCGUAUAUACAAAUUAAAAAUCGAAACAAUAUAAGUGCAUAUGUUUUACGCUAGUUUCCUUUUUUUUUAUGAUUGCGAUCUCUAUUGAAGUCAAUUCGCAUGGCAAUAAAAUGAGUUUUAAAUGCCUCUUUGCAGACGGAAGUAUUCUUACAUGCACCUAAGUUUAUUUUGAAGAAUUCGUGAUAUUCAUUGCUUAAAUUUAUUAAUUUGUCCUUUAAACCACGUUUUUCUUUUCAAUUUAAUGUUACGUUAAUACGUUUAUGCGUUUGUAUUUUACUGAGUCUCGGCGAUGUGAAAGAAUUGCUUUUUUUUUAUAUAAAUAUCAGAAAAUCGCUUCCGUCAAUUUAUUUUGAAUUUAUCUUGACUAUCGCUACUUAAAGCGGAGCUGUCAAUAUGUAAACAAUGUCGAAGACUAUGUAAGUUACUCUUACACUUUUACUGGAAUUAAAUCGUAAAAAGUUCCUUCUCUAACGAAAAAAGUACCAGAUUCAAAAACACAAAAACUUUUUAUGAAAUUUAAAUCGAAUUGCGGAGUGCAAUUAAAAAAAAAA
Molecule: messenger RNA, 6556 nt
Organism: Odontomachus brunneus
Lineage: Eukaryota; Metazoa; Arthropoda; Insecta; Hymenoptera; Formicidae
Product: transcription factor Sp4-like
Exons: 11
Coding region: 1066-3546 (826 amino acids)
Biological process (GO): regulation of transcription by RNA polymerase II
Molecular function (GO): RNA polymerase II cis-regulatory region sequence-specific DNA binding; DNA-binding transcription factor activity, RNA polymerase II-specific
Source: RefSeq, a predicted model, not a curated record